AUGUCACGCGCCUUCCGUCGCUCGAAUCCCAUCACGCUCGUCCUCGCCGCCGUGCUCUGCGUCGGCUUCGUCGUCUUCUUCUUCUCCGGCGGCGAUGCGCCCGCCUUCAGCAAGAAGAGCGCGGGUGGCGAGACGGCGUCGAGCGCCCUGUCGCCGCCCACGCUGCCGUUCCGCAAGGCGCGGGAGGGCGCCGUGCAGGUCGCGCCGCCCGUGGUGCACUACUACAUGAACAACGUGACGACGUCGCGCACGCCCGCGGAGAAUGGGGAAUCGGUGCUCAUCCUCACGCCGCUCGCGCGCUUCUACGACGGGUACUGGGACAACCUGCUCAAGCUGAGCUACCCGCACCACCUGAUCUCGCUCGGGUUCAUCAUCCCCAAGACCAAGGAGGGCAACGCGGCGUACGCCGCGCUGCAGGCCGCCGUGACCAAGACGCAGGGCGGGGCCAAGGCAAAGCGGUUCGCCGCGGUCAGCAUCCUGCGCCAGGACACGGAGAUACCGCUGGCUUCGCAGGACGAGGCCGAGCGGCACAAGAUGGCGAACCAGAAGGCGCGCCGGGCGGCCAUGGCCAAGGCGCGCAACAGCCUGCUCUUCACCACGCUGGGCCCCACGACGUCGUGGGUGCUGUGGAUGGACGCCGACGUGGUGGAGACGCCCGGGUCGCUGAUCCAGGACCUCGCCGCCUACGACGUGCCCAUUAUCGCGCCAAACUGCUUCCAGCGGUACUACAACGACGACAAAAAGGCCAUGGACGCCCGGCCGUACGACUUCAACAACUGGAUCGACUCUGCGACGGCCCGCGACCUGGGCGCCAAGAUGGGCAAGGACGACAUCCUGCUCGAGGGCUACGCGGAGAUGGCCACCUACCGCAGCCUGAUGGCCUACAUGCACGACCCGGCCGCCGACGCGGGCGCAAAGGUCAAGCUCGACGGCGUGGGCGGCGCCACCCUGCUGGUCAAGGCAGAGGUCCACCGCGACGGCGCCAUGUUCCCGCCCUUUGCCUUUUACCACCUCAUCGAGACCGAGGGCUUCGCCAAGAUGGCCGCCCGCCUGAACUGGGACGCGUUUGGGCUGCCCAACUACCUGGUCUACCACUUCAACGAGUGA
Didymella exigua CBS 183.55 is the source of this 1107-nucleotide messenger RNA. RefSeq names its product glycosyltransferase family 62 protein. Lineage: Eukaryota; Fungi; Ascomycota; Dothideomycetes; Pleosporales; Didymellaceae. The transcript has 2 exons. The coding region runs from base 1 to 1107 and encodes 368 amino acids. The record is from RefSeq and is a predicted model, not a curated record. Gene Ontology annotation, biological process: protein N-linked glycosylation; cell wall mannoprotein biosynthetic process. Gene Ontology annotation, molecular function: alpha-1,6-mannosyltransferase activity. Gene Ontology annotation, cellular component: mannan polymerase complex.